Molecule: messenger RNA, 2010 nt
Organism: Sipha flava (yellow sugarcane aphid)
Lineage: Eukaryota; Metazoa; Arthropoda; Insecta; Hemiptera; Aphididae
Exons: 5
Coding region: 330-1928 (532 amino acids)
Source: RefSeq, a predicted model, not a curated record
UAAGAUCAGUGUCUGCUGCGCCAUAGUCACUGAACGUUCACAUCUCGCAUAGUACUACCUACCUACUCUGUAUCCUGGAAACUUCUGAGCCAUCUGCACGCAGAAUCGCUAAUUAGAACAACAAAAAGUAAUUUUCCACGAAACAAACUGUGAUUUUCCAGUUUGCAUUGUAAAGGACGGAGGAUGCGAAGGUUCAUCAAACCGUGAUUCCUAUGCGAAUAUAGAAACGACUACUGCCGGAUCGACGAGGUGAGUACGGCGACGGAUUUGUGCAGAAGAAGAAUUACUAUUAAUAGAUUCUACAACUUGAACAGAGUGCACGCGUCAGGAUGAAAGAUAACGUUCAGGUGGUAGCAGUGGUCGUGCUGUGCAUCGCGUGGUUGUGGCAACCGAUCGAAUCGGACAUGGUGCAGAUAAAACCGACAGCGGCGUUGCUGGUGUCGGUGAAGAGGUCCAACGACAACAACGCGUCGGCGUCAGACACGAGCAAUAGCACUUCACCGUGCGACCGAUACCUGAGAUCGGCCGAAGCGGAGGUGAGGAAUCCGCGUAACCAUAAGUUCGUCACGUCCAACGGUUGGACGGAACGGCAUAGACCCCGGCCCGAGAUUAGCGUGUACUCACGCAUCGAGGAAGUGCCAUCGCCGCCACAGCCUGCACCCACAGUGGCCGCGUACUACCAGCAACAGCGUGACAGCUUUUACCACAACUCGGCCGUACAGCAGCUACCACCCGCCGUGAGGACGUCUAAACGCAUCAUAUACUAUGCAACGCUACCCGACGUCGUCCGACCACCCGCCGGAUACUCGUCGUCGCCUAGCUAUUCAUCCGAUCCGUUCACGCUCGGACCUGGGCCCUUCUCCGCCGAUUUUCGACAACUCGACUUCAAUAGAAACACACCUCCGGACAGUUUGCAGCGUAAUCGUUUGGCGUCAUACGAGAACGUCUACAAUCAUGGUGGUGGCAAUGGCGGCGUGACUUCAGUCACGUCCAAAUCGACGGCCGUGUAUAACAGUAGGUACGACGAACCUGCCGAGUUCCGGGAUGCGUACUACCGACCGAACGAGUUCACGUCAAAGUUCGCGUCAUGGGCUGAACCGUUUUACAAGAGUUGGACUUCGUCGUCCUGGGACAAGGAUUCGCCGGCUUACAAAAACAAUAGGGGCCCAUCGCCGUCAUUCUCCUCGUGGGAUCGGGAACUAAUGGGUAGAGGAGCGAGCCCAUGGGAGAACCGAGGAUCUUCUUGGGAUAACAACCGGGGAUCGUCGUGGGACAACCGGGGUUCAUCGUGGGACAAGGAGCUGGUAGAGGUGCCGUUACAAAAGCCUAACGGCGAUAGUGGUAGCCGCAAUGGUGAAAACUUCAACAACAAUGACAAAUAUCCUGAAGUGGCGGUCAUCCAUUCAGAUGUGAUCGACGUAAGAGGAGACCGCGGGAGACAACAAAACAGUUCACCGCCACCAUCGUCAUCGCAAGCCAUGCCACCCUCUAGGUUUACGAUCAUCGACGUCGACCCAAAACCGUAUCAUCACCAGAACCAACAGCCUCAGCAGCAGAUACCAGCGUCAAUGCGAUACGAACCACCACAAAAGCCGAUGCAAUACGAAACAUACACGCCGAUGCAAGCCCACACGCGAUAUGAGCCGCGUCAGCCACAGCCGCCGUCGCCUAUGCGCUAUGAACAGCAGUACCGGCCACCGCCCUCAUCAUCGUCCACGCGUUAUGGAUCACAGAACGAAAACAAACUACCAUCCAAUGGGUACUAUGAAAAUAUAAAGAACAACAUCAACACUCACCAAUUCAUGACGAGUUGGACAGAAGUAUCAUCAACUCAAGACGAAGUAUUGCCCACGCACUCGGUGAGCGUAAACAUCAAUUCGCUCGGAAACUCUACUAGCAUGCAAAACAACACCAAAAUUAUUCCCUAAACAAGUACUCCAAAGAUACCAAAAUAAAAUGUGUAAAUUCAUAAUAUUAUUUAAGAAAUGUUGGUAUUUGUAUUAUUGGAUU